Limanda limanda (common dab) is the source of this 3618-nucleotide messenger RNA. It is a transcript of the gene rcor3, whose product is annotated as REST corepressor 3. Lineage: Eukaryota; Metazoa; Chordata; Actinopteri; Pleuronectiformes; Pleuronectidae. Gene Ontology annotation, molecular function: transcription corepressor activity. The record is from RefSeq and is a predicted model, not a curated record. Gene Ontology annotation, biological process: negative regulation of DNA-templated transcription; regulation of transcription by RNA polymerase II. The transcript has 12 exons. The coding region runs from base 210 to 1871 and encodes 553 amino acids. Gene Ontology annotation, cellular component: transcription regulator complex; histone deacetylase complex.
CCGACGCGUCUCCGCUGCUGAAGUUUGUUCGAUAAAUAAACCGAAGCGACGUUUAAAACGCGGCGAGCAGCGACGACCCGCAGCUGCAGCGCCACGGCCGGAGCUGCGGCGGCGGAGGGAACUGCAGCAGAAAGGAGAAAGCUCCAGCGGCUCCGUGACAUUUUUCUACCCGGACACCGAGACCGAGACUCGGCUCUUCCGCCUGCGAGAUGCCGGGCAUGAUGGACAAGGGCUCCGAGUACCUGGGGAAAGGUCGGUCCAACGGGACCAAGAGUCCGUCCAACGCGUCCAACGGGGGACACGUCUCCGAGGACAGCGGCAGCGACGACGAGCACGAUGUGGGCAUGCGGGUCGGAGCGGACUACCAGGCCAACAUCCCCGAGUUCGAGCCCGGUUGCACUAAGUACCCAGACAAGGACAGUGGAGGCAUGUUGGUCUGGUCCCCGUAUCACUGCAUCCUGGACUCCAAGUUGGACGAGUACAUCGCGUUAGCCAAAGAGAAACACGGAUACAACGUGGAGCAGGCUCUGGGCAUGCUCUUCUGGCACAAACACAACAUCGAGAAGUCUCUGGCCGACCUCCCGAACUUCACGCCGUUUCCUGACGAGUGGACGGUGGAGGACAAGGUUCUGUUCGAACAGGCGUUCAGCUUCCACGGGAAAAGCUUCCACCGCAUCCAGCAGAUGCUGCCGGACAAAUCCAUCUCCAGCCUGGUGAAGUAUUACUACUCGUGGAAGAAGACUCGCUCCAGGACGAGUCUGAUGGACCGACAGGCUCGUAAACUGGCCACCAGGAGCAACCAGGACGUCAGUGACGAGGAGAUGGAGGAGGUGAAUCCCAUCGAGGCUCACGACAGCGACUACGACCCCAACAAGGAAGCAAAGAAGGAGAACCCGGUGGAGCCGGUGGCGCCGGGCUCCAAGGUGGCGCUGGGUCGCCGGGAGCACCAGACGCUGCAGCACCGACACCACCAGCGCUCCCGCUGCCGCCCCCCCAAAGGCAUGUACCUGACGCAGGAGGACGUGGUGGCCGUGUCCUGCAGCGGAUCCGCCGCCAACACGCUGCUCCGCCAGCUGGACAUGGAGCUGGUGUCCCUCAAGAGACAGGUGCAGAACGCCAAGCAGAUGAACAGCGGACUCAAGCUCCUGCUGGAGGCCGGAGUCGAGGACCUCCGGCUCCCUGAGUGGAACCAGAAGGUGAACGCUCGCUGGACCACGGACGAGCAGCUCCUGGCCGUUCAAGGUGUCCGGAAAUACGGAAAAGACUUUCAAGCCAUCGCAGACGUCAUCGGCAACAAGACGGUCGGCCAGGUGAAGAACUUCUUUGUGAACUACCGACGGCGGUUCAACCUGGAGGAGGUGCUGCAGGAGUGGGAGGCGGAGCAGGGAACACGAGCUCCCAACGGAGACAGCGCCACCUCAGGAGAGGAGGGGAAGAACAGCUCCACCACUCCGUCAGGGAAGAGCACUGACGAAGAGGACGAAGAGGGUCAGGUGACCUCCUCAGGUGCGUCUCCUGCUGCCUCCUCCUCCUCCUCGGCUCAGACUCUGGUGACGUCCAGUAGCUCCUCCUCUUCUCUCCACCAGCCCCCUCCCCUCCUGCGGCCCUCCCUGCCAGCCACGCCCUCCCUGCACCGCCAGCCGCCGCCCCUCCAGCAGCAGGCUCGCUUCCUGCAGCCCCGCCCCACGCUGCAGCAGCCCCCGCCUCUCAUCCGCCCCUCCAACCCCCUGCCCCCCCGCCUCAACCCCCGCCCUCCUGCUCCCAUGACCCUCAGUGGGAACCCGGGGGCGUCCGGCCCGAGCUCCGCCCAGCAGCCCUCGGGUCUGACCCUCCACCAGGGGGAGGCGGCCUCGUCUUCCUCGCUCCACUAACCACAAGAAAGAAAAGUUCGGUUUCCAUGGAAGCUGCUGCAUUCAGGUCCUGUGGGAAAAUCGGAUUAUUGAGGUUCAAAAAAAGCGACAGUUUCACUUCUGACCAACUUCUCCAGAGUUCAACCACAAGAACAUAAAAGUGACUCAUUCACACGGGAUCCAGCAGCAGAUCACUGCUGAGGUGUGUGUUUCCCACCGGACGUCCUGGUGGACCCUGGCUCUAACAGCUCUGUGUUGUUUGGGAGGUCGGACUGAAACUUAGUCUUAAAUCAGAAAUGAAACCUCAACACGUGUUGCAUCUCACAGGGUUCCAUCCUGAGGCCCCUCUGGUUCUGUGUCUGUGUGUCGCCUUAAACACCAACAAGGACACAACAGCACCUGGAAAACAUUUUCACUCUAAUAUCAUGAACGACCCUUUAAACACAAUAAGACUAAAGGCCUUUGCACAUCAACGCGACACAAAUUAAAAGCAUGAAAUAUAAAAUAACUUGAAGGUGAAGUUCGAUUUUUCAUAUUUAUACAAAAAACACUAACUUCUGCCUCAUAAAGAUGAAUUCAUUUCUCAGACUGGUGCAGGAGGAAGUUGUUGUUUCUUCUUCUACUGAUCAAAAGGAGAAAAUCCUCAACAACGUGCAUUCUGAUUUGUUGGACAUUUUAAAAUGUACCUUAGUCCAAAAAACCAAAAGCCUCGGUGUCUCUGCAGUUCCGCGACAUUGACUCGAUACAGAUUUUGGAAUCUAUUAAUAGCAUGAAAUAAAUCCCACAAAGAAAACGUGUCCAGUGUGCAAAGGUCUGAAGAGUCGACUCACAUGCUAGCAGCCUCGUGCGGAUGUAGUUGAAUGCUGAUAUCAGCAGGUUUCAUGUUUAUCAUCUUCACAGUCUUCGUCAAACACGCUAACAUUUGUUAACUUGAAUCAGUGUGAUUUCUAAAAGUGUCAAGUUUCAUCCGUGGAGUUUUAUGUUGUAAUGCUUGUUUCAGGCUUCACAUUGUGAGAAAGAAUUCUUUAACGUUUAAUGAUCUCAUGAGCUGUCAUUUAGCGCCACCCUCAGGACAAACGCUACAUAUCUAUCUAGAUUUUAAGAAAAAGAUAAAUGUUGGUGAGAUGAGAUUCUUCUUUGGUUUUAGUUUGGUCCCAUCUGCUAACAUGGAGGAGGCGGGGUUUCUGAGCUAUACUGCAGCCGGCCACCAGGGGUUCACACUUUGGCUUCACUUUCGGGAGCUGUCAUGUCGUCCAUCUUUAUUUACAGUCGUUUCUAACUGAAGAUAUAAAUCUGUAGCUUUUAUCAAACAGGAAACGUCGCACUUGUCGGGGACUAUUUCCUGCGGUGGAUUAAUCUACACGUGGUUCAGGGAUUUCUUGAGAAGAAGAAAAUCUCCAGGCGUGUACAGAUGUUAACGGUUUGAAUGAUUUGUAACCUGCCAUCAAUCAUCAAUAAUCAAUAACCUGUCGAUCUUUUUAAAAAGACUUCACACAGACGUCCUCCUGUUUUUAUCGAUGUUCUGUUCUUGGGUUUAAUGUUCUCACGGUCGAUGUUUUCAUUUGAAAACUAAAAACUCGACUGGUCACCGUCUCUGUUAUUUAUUCUUCUUCCUCUUCCUGUUGCUCCCAGUCCGGUGACGUCAUCGUGAAAGUGCUCUUCAGGCUUUUUGGACGAACAUGUAUCACAACAUUUGAGUUUCAGUAGAAUCUGUAAAAUAUGGAUGUUAACGUGAAGCUGCUCAUUAAAAACUGCAUUUAUAUCAUCA